Messenger RNA from Stylonychia lemnae, 2640 nucleotides. Lineage: Eukaryota; Ciliophora; Spirotrichea; Sporadotrichida; Oxytrichidae. The record is from the annotation of a GenBank genome assembly.
AUGUCAUAAACUACAUCUCCAGCCAUAUUAAAAGCUCUGUCAGCGAUAGUUAAUGAUUCCCUGAAUUAUGUGAGUCUUAUAGAGUACAUGGAGGAGCAAUACUACCUUGUCCUAGGUAGAUUUUCAUUUUAUUUCAUCAAGAAUGAUCUAAGUCUUUGCUAGGCAUCAAUUAAAUAUGCUCAUUUAGAAAAAUGUCUCACAGAUGAGAAGAAAGUUUCAUUGGUAUAAAUUUAGUUAAGUGAUAAUAGAGAUCCUACUCAUCCUUAAAAGCUUAACAUUUACUCUCAAGAUAGGAUUACAUUAAUUGAUUCAUUUAUUUGCUAUUGGCAGAUAGAUUAUAUGUAUAGGUAUAGAACAUUCGCCAAAUUUCCACUAUUGCUAAGACAGAAGAUUGAUAUAAAAGGAAAAGAUUUUUCAAAUAUUAGCUCGAGUAGGCAUCAAUCGAAGAUACCUUCUAAAAUUUUGGCACCACCUGUAGGAUAUAAGGCAUUAGAGUUUAAAGGCUACAAGUUUUUCAUCCCUAAAUUAUUCAUUAGAAAGAAAGGAAAAGAAUCAGAAUAUAUAAAUGUUGAAUAAAAAGAAAAUGUGGUUGUACAGAUAUCAGAUUGUAGUCCUAUAGACAAUCUUUGUAAAAUGCCAGAUUAUAGAAAAGAUAUUUAGGAGUUCGCUUAAAAUUUAGCUAUGAGUAGAAUUGAUGCAAAAACUUAGUAUUAUAUAAUGGCUAGCAAGCCUUAUAUUAAAAAGUAUAAUCUUACUUCAGAUAAAGCAUAGAUUAAUUGUUGGGAUGUACAUAUUAGAACUCAUGUUUUUGACCUCUUUGUUACUGUCCACAGAAGGAAAUACAUUCCUCCUUUAAUGGAAGUUUUCUAGGAUAUUGUGGUCAUCUCUAUAUUUGAUUUUCAUAAUGAGCAUGGACACGUUGGAGAAUAUAGAUCAUCAGAUAACUUUUUUUAAAUGGUUCACCAUCUCAUUGUUGACUCAAUAUAUCCAAUUCAAAGACAAAAUCUGAUCUACAAAAACAUUAUAGAGGAAAGAUCAAAUGCACUAUUAAUGGAUGAAGACACAAUGAAUUUUUAUCAUUACAAUCUAAAUAUACAGCCAAUAGGUAUAACUUAUGCAGUUAAUUAUCUUAGGAGUAUUCUUUCCAUUCUUUCAAGAUACAAUGGUGAAUAUCCAAAGGAAUUAAAUAGAUAGCUGAAAAACAUGAAGUUAGUCCGGAAAGAUGAAUACAUUGAAAAGCCACCAGGUGUCAUUGUAAGUAACUUUGAAGAAGUUUCUUUCCGUGCUAAGGAUAAUAGUAACUGGACUUAAAAGAUAGCAAGAUAUCUUUCACAUAUACUUAAUGGAGGACUCCUAUAGUCUCAAUUUACUUUUUAGACCUUCAUAAAAAUGAUUUAAAACGUAACUGAAUCUUAAGACGAAAUGAACCUUAAGGAUGAAUUAGUUUAUCUCCUACAUAUUAGAGAGAAAAAUAGGGGUUUUCAACGAACAGGCGAGCCAAUCACAACUAUUAUCAAGAAUUUUAUUGGUUCCAAUGAGCCAUAAAUGUAUAAUGAGAAUGUCCUAAUAGUUAUGAUUGAGAGUGGAUACUUGCAACAAGAGUUCAGUUUUUUGAAUCCUAAGGAUUACCCAGAUUUUCUUAUUCAUAUACUGAAGUCAAGUGAAAGAAUUAAGGUAAAAGAAGCAGCAUGCAGAAAGAUCAUCAAGCUUUUUGCUGAGAAAAAAAAGGAAAAUGGAGGUAAAGGGCCAACAACUCCGGGGGGUGGUGUAACUGCUGGUGGACCAAAGCAUACAAAUGGAGGACCAUCAAUGAAAAAAGCAGAUGAAAGUAGCAAAAUAGAGUUCAUAAAUCUUGUAGAGCCAUUAAUUAAUACAAUGAAAACUGGCAACUACAAUUUGGCAUCUCUAUCAACUUAGGCUUUAGUGAAUUUAUGUAAUUAUAGCGAUGAUAUCAAGGAUAUUUUCAUUCAAAAAUAAGGAUUAAAUGCCAUUCUAGAGUACUUAACUUGUAAAGAGGAGGAUACUUUGCUGAACAUAUUAAAACUACUUCAGGCACUCAUAAACAAAUCAGAAACCAUUGGUAAAUAAAUUAGUGAAGAAAAUAAUAAUGAGUGUGUCCAUUCACUUUUAAGGAUACUCUAGGGUCCGGAUAUUCCUAUGACUAAAUUCAGUUUGAAAAUUACUUUUUUGGCACUUUAAAUACUUAGAGCAUUAAUACAAUAUUCAUUGAAUGCUAAAUCUUUAUUUAUCGAUAAUGCUGGUGCUAUUGAAGCUGUAAUAAAAUUGAUAAGAAUUGAUUAAAUUUUGACUAUUAAUGAAGUAAUGGAAAUGAGCAUUUACUCUUUCUUAACACAAAUGGUUAGAGAGGAGAACGACUAUAAGCGUAUAAUAGGCAAGAAAGUAUUGCCUAUAUGCAAUGAAAGACUUUAAAGAAAUAGUGAAAUACCUUUGACUGGAAGUAUGGAGCUUAAGUUCUUCAAAAUGAUGAGUGUAUUGGUUAAAAACUGCAAGGAAAAUAUCUAUAUUGUGAAGGGUAUGAAAGAUAGGUUAACAAACUAUCUCAGCAAUGAUGCCAAAGAGCUUAGAAUUAAAAAUAAGAUUUAUCAUAUUAUAUCAGUAGUAGAAAGUUUCGAUGAAUGA